Parasteatoda tepidariorum (common house spider) is the source of this 885-nucleotide messenger RNA. RefSeq names its product heme-binding protein 2. The record is from RefSeq and is a predicted model, not a curated record. Lineage: Eukaryota; Metazoa; Arthropoda; Arachnida; Araneae; Theridiidae.
UUAGCCACGUGUGUAACCUUUCCCGAAAUCCGGCCAUAGUAAAAAACAUGCCUUGUCAUAUCAGAUUAUAAUGAAUAAAUAGACACCACUUCAAACGAAAUCAAACAUUUUAGUUCGAUCUUUAAGAUUCGAAAAUUUCAUUCUCAUUUAUUAUUUUUUUUAGUUUAAAAUGUGGAAGAUUUCAAUAGUCCUGCUAUCUUUGGUGGUUUUUCUUGUUGAAGGAUGUAGUUAUAAGACUCGUGAAUGUCCUAAUUAUUCCAUAACGACCAAACACCCUGAUUAUGAAAUUCGAAAAUAUUCAGCUAUUACCUGGGUCUCCACAACAGCAGAGCACAGAUAUUUUAAAAUAGCUGCAUCAAGAGCUUUUUCAAAGUUGGCAGGCUAUCUCAAUGGAAAAAAUAAUCUAAAUCUGAAAAUGAAUAUGACUGCCCCUGUAAGAAUGCGCCCAAUUUACAAAGAACUGAGCACUGUCUACCAGAUGGACUUCAAGAUGCCCAUCAAGCAUGCUGCCGCUCCUCCAAUGCCGAGUGAGGAAGGCAUUACCUUUAUAUAUGAUGAACCAACAGUGUACGCGGUCAGGAACUUUUCAGGUCCUGCAUGGCACGAAGCAACUUGGAUUGAAGAAUCAGAAAAGUUGGCUGAAUGUUUGAAAAACGAUGCCACGAUAGACAAAACGACGUACUAUCAAGUGAAAUACGACAAACCUAAAACUAUAAUCAAGCGUAAUGAAAUAUGGAUGAAGAAAAUCACCACUUAAAAGAAGAUUAAUUUUGUAUGAAGCACCUUGGAAAUUACCUGACUGAGAUGCACUUGGGAGUUUAUGAAAGACUUUUACUUGUAUGUGAACUACCUCAAAUUUUUUAUACAUUAAUCAUUUAUGUAAAU